CAGUGAAUGAAAAAAAAAACAUCGCAAUGGUGGCGACCAAGUCAAAACCCCAGUCUCUCUCAGCGCGUCGCUCCUCGCCGCCGCGAACUCGCUCCAAACCACUACCGGAAACCAAUCCCUCGCCGCGAACUCUCUCCAAACCGCUACCGGAAACCAGUCCGUCGCCGCGUACUCACUCCAAACCGCAACCGGAAACCAAUCCCUCGCCGCGAACUCACCCCCAAGCUUUACCAAAACCCGAUUUCCCUCCGACUCCACGAACGCCGGCUUCACUAGGAGCAAUCACACCCAUCGGUACAAGAAAAUCCGUCACAUUAUCCGACUGGUGGCUAACAAGAAAAGGAAAAGAUAAGAAGAAGAAAGCUCUGUGUAUCAUAGGUUUCGAAUCUGACGUGAGACUCUUUUCAUCAGGAACGAUACUCAAAAGGCAUAACAGUGUAACUCUCGAAUCAGUAGAUGGGAUUACCAUUUCCAUCGGUGGUUUCAUCAACCGAUCUCUUAGUAUAGAGAACGGUGUUUCUGAGGAGGUUUGUAAUCGUUUCCUUUUAGGGUUCCCGUUUAACUGGGAAGAUUACAAUGAGGAGAAUGUUGUUGAGGAAGAUAGAGGUUUUGUUGUUAAGUUUGAUGAUGUUCCUGUGAAUAGGAUAGAGGAUCUUAGUUUCGUUGAUGGUUGUUUGAAAGACAAGAUCUUGGUUGAUGUUGUUGCUAGUUUAAGGGAUUUGGUUUCUUGUCCUAAAUCUGAUGAGAAGAAGAAGAAAUCAGUAGCGGUUGGUGAGGAUGAGAGUUUGGUUUCGAGUGCUGUUGUUGUGGGAGUGAAGACUAGAGCCAUGCGACGGAGAGAUGAGUUUGAGUCUUCUAGUGGAAAGAGACCAGUUUGCACUAAGUCUACAAAGAAGAAGAAAUUAGCUUAGUAGUUUCAUUGACAUUGUUUUGUAUGAAAUUUUAUGAGAAUGUACAAUGCAGAUAAGAAAUAAAUUUUCAUAUUA
Camelina sativa (false flax) is the source of this 986-nucleotide messenger RNA. RefSeq names its product protein EMBRYO DEFECTIVE 1674. Lineage: Eukaryota; Viridiplantae; Streptophyta; Magnoliopsida; Brassicales; Brassicaceae. The record is from RefSeq and is a predicted model, not a curated record.